Hyaena hyaena (striped hyena) is the source of this 5773-nucleotide messenger RNA. RefSeq names its product RLF zinc finger (gene RLF). The coding region runs from base 1 to 5736 and encodes 1911 amino acids. Gene Ontology annotation, molecular function: DNA-binding transcription factor activity, RNA polymerase II-specific; DNA binding. The record is from RefSeq and is a predicted model, not a curated record. The transcript is spliced from 8 exons. Gene Ontology annotation, biological process: regulation of transcription by RNA polymerase II. Gene Ontology annotation, cellular component: nucleus. Lineage: Eukaryota; Metazoa; Chordata; Mammalia; Carnivora; Hyaenidae.
AUGGCGGACGGAAAGGGAGACGCCGCCGCCGCCGCCGGGGCCGGGGCUGAGGCUCCGGCGGGAGCCGGAGCCGGGGACGGAGCCGAGACUGAGUCCAUGGCUCGGGGUCAUCGCCCUGCGUCUCCGGCGCCGGGAGCCCCGGGACUGCGACCAUGUCUGUGGCAGCUGGAGACAGAGCUGCGGGAGCAGGAGGUGUCGGAGGUCUCAUCUUUGAACUACUGCCGGAGCUUCUGCCAGACCUUAUUGCAGUACGCAAGCAACAAGAAUGCCUCAGAACAUAUGGUGUAUCUUCUGGAGGUGUAUCGGCUUGCCAUCCAAAGCUUUGCCAGCGCACGCCCGUAUUUAACUACUGAAUGCGAAGAUGUCCUGUUAGUGCUUGGCAGAUUAGUACUGAGUUGUUUUGAGUUACUGCUUUCGGUGUCUGAAAGUGAACUGCCGUGUGAAGCCUGGGUGCUCUUCCUUCAGUCUCUACAGGAGUCACAUGAUGCGUUAUUGGAAUUUGGGAAUAAUAACCUACAAAUAUUGGUUCAUGUUACCAAGGAAGGAGUGUGGAAAAACCCAGUUCUUCUUAAAAUUCUGUCUCAACAGCCAGUAGAAACAGAAGAAGUCAAUAAAUUGAUUGCACAAGAAGGACCUUCCUUUCUGCAGAUGCGAAUAAAACAUUUAUUGAAAUCUAACUGCAUCCCUCAGGCCACUGCUUUAUCAAAACUGUGUGCAGAAUCUAAAGAAAUUUCAAAUGUGUCAUCUUUCCAGCAAGCCUAUAUCACAUGCUUAUGUUCCAUUCUCCCGAAUGAAGAUGCUAUUAAGGAGAUUGCAAAGGUCGACUGCAAGGAAAUACUAGACAUCAUAUGUAAUCUGGAAUCUGAGGGUCAGGAUAACACGGCAUUUGUUCUUUGUACGACUUACCUCACUCAGCAGCUCCAAACUGCAAGUGUGUAUUGUUCUUGGGAGUUGACUCUCUUUUGGAGUAAACUGCAGAGAAGAAUUGACCCAUCUUUGGACACUUUUUUGGAGCGCUGUCGUCAAUUUGGUGUCAUAGCUAAAACACAGCAGCAUUUGUUUUGUCUGAUUAGAGUUAUACAAACAGAAGCACAAGAUGCUGGUCUCGGAGUGUCGGUUUUACUAUGUGUCAGAGCUCUUCAACUCAGAUCAAGCGAGGAUGAGGAAAUGAAGGCAUCAGUUUGCAAAACAAUUGCUUGUCUUUUACCAGAAGAUUUAGAGGUCAGACGAGCCUGUCAGCUUACAGAAUUCUUAAUUGAACCUAGUUUGGAUGGAUUUAAUAUGUUGGAAGAACUGUAUUUGCAACCAGAUCAAAAAUUUGAUGAAGAAAAUGCACCAGUUCCAAAUUCUCUCCGAUGCGAGCUCUUACUAGCUUUAAAGGCCCACUGGCCUUUUGAUCCUGAAUUUUGGGACUGGAAGACUUUAAAACGCCACUGCCACCAACUGCUAGGACAAGAAGCCUCUGAUUCUGAUGAUGAUCUAAGUGGCUACGAAAUGUCUAUUAAUGACACAGAUGUUUUAGAGUCAUUUCUCAGUGACUACGAGGAAGGUAAAGAAGAUAAACAAUAUAGAAGAAGAGAUUUGACAGAUCAGCAUAAGGAGAAAAGAGACAAAAAACCCAUUGGUUCUUCUGAAAGAUACCAGAGGUGGCUUCAGUAUAAAUUUUUCUGUUUGUUAUGUAAGCGGGAAUGUAUAGAGGCCAGGAUUCUUCAUCAUUCUAAGAUGCAUAUGGAAGAUGGAAUUUACACCUGCCCAGUUUGUAUUAAAAAAUUCAAGAGAAAAGAAAUAUUUGUUCCUCAUGUGAUGGAGCAUGUUAAAAUGCCACCAAGCAGAAGGGACCGCUCUAGAAAGAAAUUACUCUUGAAAGGCUCUCAGAAGGGAAUUUGUCCCAAGAGCCCCUCUGCAAACCUGGAGCAAAACCAAUCAUUGGAUGAACAAGCCAAAGGAGAGUCUCAUGAAUAUGUCACAUUUAGCAAGUUAGAAGAUUGCCACCUGCAAGACAGAGAUUUGUACCCAUGUCCUGGCACAGACUGUUCCCGAGUAUUUAAGCAAUUUAAAUACUUAAGUGUACAUCUUAAAGCUGAACACCAAAAUAAUGAUGAAAAUGCCAAGCACUACUUGGAUAUGAAAAAUAGAAGAGAGAAGUGUACUUAUUGUCGACGACAUUUCAUGUCUGCUUUUCACCUGCGGGAGCAUGAACAAGUGCAUUGUGGUCCUCAGCCGUAUAUGUGUGUAUCUAUAGAUUGCUAUGCAAGGUUCGGAUCAGUGAAUGAACUACUUAACCAUAAACAGAAACAUGAUGAUCUGCGUUAUAAAUGUGAAUUAAAUGGCUGUAAUAUUGUUUUCAGUGAUUUGGGACAGCUUUACCACCACGAAGCACAACACUUUAGGGAUGCAUCUUACACGUGCAACUUUGUUGGCUGUAAAAAGUUCUAUUAUUCCAAAAUUGAAUACCAGGAUCACCUCUCAAUGCAUAACGUUGAAAGUUCAAAUGCAGAUGUGAAGAAAUCGGUGAAACUUGAGGAGGCUGCCCCAGGUGAAAAGCAAGAUUGCAUUGAUCAGCCUCAUCUACUUGACCAAACUGACAAAUCACAUUUACCGGAGGAUCUUCUUUUCUGUGCCGGAUCAGCUAGUUCUCAAAUAGAAACUGCAGAAAACCUGAAAGAAAACAGUGACAGUAAUUCUAGUGAUCAGUUGAGUCACAGCUCUUCAGCUUCCAUGAAUGAAGAGUUAAUUGAUACACUGGAUCACUCUGAAACCAUGCAGGAUAUAUUAUUAUCUCAUGAGAAAGUCUUUGUGCCCUCCAGUUUAAAAGAAAAAUGUUCCAAUGUGGCAGUUUGCUUUGAUGGGACUAAGUUUACCUGUGGUUUUGAUGGCUGUGGUUCCACGUACAAAAAUGCAAGAGGGAUGCAAAAGCAUCUACGGAAGGUUCAUCCAUACCACUUCAAACCCAAAAAGGUAAAGACAAAAGAUCUUUUUCCCUGUUUGGGUAAUGAACAUAAUCAAGCAACUGAAAAGUUUGAUGCAGAACCUAAACCCAGCUCAGAUACAAACAGCGACUCUCCAGAUGAAGGUCUAGAUCACAAUAUUCAUGCUAAAUGCAAAAGAGAAUAUCAAGGUUAUUCCUCAGAAGCUUCUGUUUGUGCUUCUAAAAGGCCAUGUACAGAGGAUACCAUGUUGGAACUUCUGUUACGCUUGAAACAUUUAAGCUUGAAAAACUCAAUAACGCAUGGAUCUUUCUCAGGGUCAUUGCAAGGGUACCCAUCCAGUGGUGCUAAGUCUCUUCAAUCGGUUUCACCUACCAUCUCAGACCUUAAUUUUCAGAAUCAAGACGAGAAUAUGCCAAGUCAGUACCUUGCACAGUUGGCAGCUAAGCCUUUUUUCUGUGAGCUUCAAGGAUGCAAAUACGAAUUUGUGACCAGAGAGGCUUUGUUAAUGCAUUAUCUUAAAAAACACAAUUACUCAAAAGAAAAGGUCCUUCAGUUAACCAUGUUUCAACAUCGGUAUUCCCCAUUCCAGUGUCAUAUUUGCCAAAGGUCAUUUACAAGAAAAACACACCUUAGGAUUCAUUAUAAAAAUAAACAUCAAAUUGGCAGUGACAGAGUAACUCACAAACUACUAGAUAAUGAAAAAUGUGAUCAUGAAGGCCCAUGCUCAGUAGAUAGAUUGAAAGGUGAUUGCUCUACAGAACUUGGUGGGGACCCCAGCAGUAACUCCGAGAAGCCACACUGUCACUCUAAAAAGGAUGAAUGCAGUUCAGAGACAGAUUUGGAGUCCUCUUGCGAAGAAACAGAAAGUAAAACAUCUGAUAUUUCAUCACCCAUAGGUAGCCAUAGGGAAGAACGAGAAGGAAGAGAGGGAAGAGGUAGCAGGAGAACUGUUGCUAAAGGAAAUCUCUGCUAUAUUUUGAAUAAAUACCACAAACCAUUCCAUUGUAUCCAUAAAACUUGCAACUCCUCCUUCACUAAUCUAAAAGGCUUGAUUCGUCAUUAUAGAACUGUACAUCAGUACAACAAAGAACAAUUAUGUUUAGAAAAAGACAAAGCAAGAACCAAAAGGGAACUUGUCAAAUGUAAAAAGAUAUUUGCUUGCAAAUAUAAGGAAUGUAACAAACGUUUCCUGUGUUCCAAAGCUCUUGCUAAGCACUGUAGUGACUCUCAUAACCUAGACCAUAUUGAAGAGCCUAAAGUGCUUUCUGAAGCUGAAUCUGCAGCAAGGUUUUCCUGUAACCAGCCUCAGUGUCCUGCUGUUUUUUAUACAUUCAGCAAGUUGAAGCACCACUUGAUGGAACAGCAUAAUAUUGAAGGAGAAAUGCAUUCAGAAUAUGAAAUUCAUUGUGAUCUUAAUGGCUGUGGCCAGAUCUUCACCCAUCGUAGUAAUUAUUCUCAACAUGUAUAUUACCGACAUAAGGACUAUUAUGAUGAUCUGUUUAGAAGCCAGAAAGUGGCAAAUGAAAGGCUACUAAGGAGUGAAAAGGUGUGUCCAACAGCUCUCACUCAGGGGCAUGAACAUCAGACUACCAGGAGAUCAUUUAAUGCUAAGGCUAAAAAAUGUAGUUUAAUCAAAGAAAAGAAGGCUCCGAUUAGUUUUAAAACAAGAGCUGAAGCCCUCCAUAUGUGUGUGGAGCAGUCUGAGCACACACAGUACCCCUGCAUGGUUCAAGGAUGCUUAUCUGUGGUAAAGUUGGAGAGCAGCAUAGUGAGGCAUUAUAAACGUACCCAUCAGAUGAGUAGCGCCUAUUUAGAGCAACAGAUGGAAAACCUGGUCGUUUGUGUGAAGUAUGGUACCAAAAUUAAGGAGGAGCCCCCUUCUGAAGCAGAGCCCUAUAUAAAGAAAGAAGAAAAUAGCUGUGAAUCAGAGCACACAAAGCACAGCCAUUCCCCAGCUGAUAGCGUGCCUGUCCAGAACAUGGAUUCCCUUCAUCCGGGCGAAAGGGAUGGAGGUCAGAAAGGAUGUACAGAAAGCAAACCAGUAUUUGAUGCAGAUACUUUGCUCUACAGAGGAACUUUGAAAUGUAACCAUAGUUCAGAAACCACUUCUUUGGAACAAUGUAAUAUAGCUCAGCCUCCUCCUUGUAAAAUAGAAAAUUCCAUACCUAAUCCUAGUGGGACUGAAAGUGGGACUUACUUCACAAGUUUCCAGCUGCCUUUACCAAGGAUCAAAGACUCAGAAACUGGGCAGCAAAGUUCAGGGCAAGAAAACACUGUAAAAAAUUCAACUCCUGUCCCAAAAGAGAAUUUUAGGAAGCAUCCACAGCCCAGGUCAUUUGAUUUGAAGACUUACAAACCUAUGGGAUUUGAAUCUUCAUUUCUGAAAUUUAUUCAGGAAAGCGAGGAGAAAGAAGAUGAUUUUGAUGAUUGGGAGCCUUCGGAGCACUUAACAUUAAGUAAUUCUUCACAACCCACUAAUGACUUAACAGGGAGUGUUAUGGCAAAUAAUAUGGUGAAUGACAAUGACCCUGAAGUUGACAUACCUCAUUCUUCCAGUGACUCUGCAAUUCAUGAGAACCUGACUGCAAUCCCACCUUUGAUAGUAGCUGAGACAACAACAGUCCCUUCCUUGGAAAACCUGAGGGUUGUAUUGGACAAAGCAUUAACGGACUGUGGAGAGCUUGCCUUAAAACAGCUUCAUUAUCUUCGGCCAGUGGUUGUCCUUGAAAGAUCUAAGUUUUCCACACCAAUUUUAGACUUGUUUCCAACAAAAAAGACAGAUGAGCUUUGUGUAGGAAGUUCCUAAAUAGCAAUUUUGUUUUAGAAACAGACUGGCUCCAACA